Molecule: messenger RNA, 3252 nt
Organism: Amblyraja radiata (thorny skate)
Lineage: Eukaryota; Metazoa; Chordata; Chondrichthyes; Rajiformes; Rajidae
Gene: stxbp1a
Product: syntaxin binding protein 1a
Exons: 21
Coding region: 152-1963 (603 amino acids)
Biological process (GO): vesicle-mediated transport
Source: RefSeq, a predicted model, not a curated record
AGGCGAGAGGACCGGCGGAGGCGGAGGCUGGUGUUCAUGCUAAUCCACCCGGGAAUUGGCUGGGGCCAGUGACGUCUGGCUGCUCUCUGCAGUCAGUCAGCUGAUUGUGAAGGGAUAGCGAGGGCUGCGAGCGAGUGAGUGAGCGAGCACCAUGGCACCGAUCGGAUUGAAGGCGGUGGUCGGGGAGAAAAUUAUGAAUGAUGUCAUCAAGAAGGUGAAGAAGAAGGGGGAAUGGAAGGUGCUGGUGGUGGAUCAGCUCAGCAUGCGCAUGCUCUCGUCCUGCUGCAAGAUGACAGACAUCAUGACGGAGGGAAUCACAAUUGUUGAGGACAUCCACAAACGCAGAGAACCUUUGCCCAGUCUGGAAGCUGUUUACCUCAUCACCCCCUCGGAAGAAUCUGUGCGUGCAUUGAUCAACGACUUCAAGGACGCACCAUCUUCCAAGUACCGGGCAGCGCACGUUUUCUUCACCGACUCAUGUGCAGACCCACUGUUUAAUGAACUGGUCAAAUCCCGCACGUCAAAGGUCAUCAAGACCCUGACUGAGAUCAACAUCGCUUUCCUGCCGUAUGAAUCUCAGGUCUACUCUUUGGAUGUCCCCGAUGCAUUCCAGAGCUUCUACAGCCCCCACAAGACACAGCUGCGAAACCCUCUGCUGGAGAGACUGGCCGAGCAGAUAGCAACCCUGUGUGCCACGUUGAAGGAGUACCCUGCUGUCAGAUACCGAGGAGAUUAUAAAGAAAAUGCCAUGCUUGCUCAGCUGGUUCAAGAUAAACUCGAUGCUUACAAAGCUGACGAUCCAACUAUGGGUGAGGGUCCAGACAAGGCCCGCUCCCAGUUGCUGAUCGUGGACCGUGGCUUUGACCCUGCCUCCCCCGUGCUCCAUGAACUGACCUUCCAGGCCAUGGCCUGUGACCUGCUGCCUGUUGAAAACGACGUCUACAAGUACGAGACAAGCGGGAUUGGAGAUAACCGGAUGAAGGAGGUGCUUCUGGACGAGGAUGAUGAUCUGUGGAUUACUCUCCGCCACAAGCACAUUGCAGAGGUGUCUCAGGAAGUGACACGGUCUUUGAAAGACUUCUCCUCCAGCAAGAGAAUGGCGACCGGGGAGAAGACCACCAUGAGGGACCUGUCCCAGAUGUUGAAGAAGAUGCCUCAGUAUCAGAAGGAGCUGAGCAAGUAUUCCACACACCUUCAUCUUGCUGAGGAUUGUAUGAAACAUUAUCAGGGCACUGUUGACAAAUUGUGUCGUGUUGAGCAGGAUUUAGCCAUGGGAACUGAUGCCGAAGGAGAGAAGAUCAAAGAUCCAAUGCGAGCCAUUGUCCCCAUUCUGCUGGACAAUAAUGUCACAACUUACGAUAAAAUCCGCAUCAUCCUUCUCUACAUCUUCCUGAAGAACGGGAUCACUGAGGAGAACCUGAACAAGCUGAUCCAGCACGCCCAGAUACCACCAGAGGACAGCGAGAUCAUCAACAACAUGGCUCACCUGGGCAUCCCCAUUGUCACUGAUUCAACUCUGCGCCGCAGGAACAAGCCAGAACGCAAAGAGCGUGUCAGUGAACAGACCUAUCAGCUGUCCCGAUGGACACCUCUCAUCAAAGACAUCAUGGAGGAUGCCAUUGAUGACAAGUUGGACACCAAACACUACCCGUACAUCUCUGCCCGUUCCACCGCGUCCUUCAGCGCCACGGCAGUCAGUGCCCGCUAUGGCCAUUGGCAUAAGAACAAAACCCCCGGAGAGUACAGAACAGGCCCCCGGCUCAUCGUCUUUGUGAUCGGAGGCACCUCGUUCUCUGAGAUGCGCUGUGCUUAUGAGGUGACACAAGCCAAUGGGAAGUGGGAGGUGCUAAUAGGUUCCACCCACAUUUUAACUCCAACAAAAUUCCUCAUGGACUUGAGGCACCCGGACUUCAGGGAGUCCACUAGGGUCACCUUUGAGGAUCAGGCUCCCAAAGAGGAGUGAACGUUGCCAAUGAAAAGGUCGACACAUGUCCUCACUCCCCAGAAGUUACUGAACUCACUAAAGAAAAUGAAUAAGCCAGACGAGGAGGCCAGCAGCUAAGACGGAAGCUGUACGUACGUGAAGGCUCUCACACACUCUUAUACCCAAAUGUUAUCCUUCCCAGCAAGGAGAAUGUUACUGUCUGUGACGUUUUGGUGUUGCAUCUUUGUAAUUCAACAUGUAUGCAUUGAGCUAAAAAAAAUAAGGCUAGUGAACGUAAUUGUUUAACAAUGGAUGCAACGUUUUGAAACAAUUAAACAGCAUUAAACUGUAAUUACUACAUCUUAUACGGAUGCUCUAAGUACUGCUAGGAUGUGUCGAUGUAGUUAUGUUUGUUUAUUUAGUGUACAUUUUCAUUAGUGGAGGAACUAAUUGCAUGAUGUUAAUCUAUAAUAAGCAAACAGUGAUUCUUGUGCCAGCAGCGACAGAAUGGUGGACUAUGAAUGGGCUGUUUUUCAUUCAGUGUCUGUCACUAAAGAACAUGUGCUUGAUUAUCUAACACGGCCCAAUGUCACACUCAGUGUGAUUCUUGAUUCUCCCAUUCCCCCAGUUCUUCCCAAUCUGCUUGGGACCAAGAUUUAUUGAAAUCUCAGACUGAUCCGAGAUUAUUGAGAGGUUUCAGAUGAAAGGUGACAUUUGGAUGAAAGCUGAUGAACUCAUUCCUCCACUAAUUGUCAAAGAGAAGUAUUGUUCCUCUUUUCCAUGUGGUGUCAAAGUCAUGCUUGCACAAGGACCAAUGUUAUUUCAGUAUUGUAUUUAGCAAGAUGCCGUUUUGUUGGUUAGUAUCAAGGUGAAGCUAAGUCACUGAGAUGUGUAAUGUGUGCCCGCCCUCUGGUCCCGUAGAGUCUGGCCACUGGUGACAAUGUCAAGUAGCUCCUUUCAUUUCUGAGUGUCCGUGCCCUGUGUUUGUGUUGUUGCGUGACGCUGGCUUGUGGUUUAUUGAGGAGGUAUUACCUCCAGGCAUUGCUGCAUCUUCCAUUUGUUGAAAGGCAAAUUACCUUCCAGUCUCUGCUGGUUCAUUGACCUGAGCAAAGGCUGCAUGGUGCACUGACUGCUUUGUGAUGCAAAACGCUUAUUUUGCCAUUGUAUAAGAUCUGUGUUAAGUCAUAUUUAUAUUGAAGUUAUUUAUCUGAGAAUUUAGUCUGCCUUGAACCCACAUUCCUUUACAAAUGAAUCAGAUUCUUCAUUCAGUGUGUGCAAGCACAAAGUGUACUGAAACUGAACGGACAAAUAAAUGGAAUCUGAUAAUA